AUGGCAGUCGAAGAUCAAGAAAAAACAACUUUCAUUUUCGAGCGUGGCUUGUAUUGUUACACGGUGAUGCCAUUUGGUUUGAAGAAUGCAGGCUCAACGCAUCAAAGGUUGGUGAAUCAGAUGUUCAAGGACCAAGUUGGGAAGACAAUGGAAGUUUAUAUCGAUGACAUGGCUGUUAAAAGUGCGAUGAAAUCCUAG
Messenger RNA from Prunus armeniaca (apricot), 198 nucleotides. NCBI's taxonomy places the organism in Eukaryota, Viridiplantae, Streptophyta, Magnoliopsida, Rosales, Rosaceae. The record is from the annotation of a GenBank genome assembly.